GUUGAAGGCCGGUCUGCACUAUUUUAGUGAAUGCGCCCUCGAAGUCCCCGGUUGGCGUAGCGCCAAGGGCAUGCACUGUGUAACUCCUUGGCUCUGCUCUCUAAUCUGUGCGCUCUGCUCAACUCUGCUCCAGUAUACUCUCCCUUUCAUCUACUCAAUGCUCUUAUCACACACAACCUUUCGGCAAGCUCAGGCUCAGGCUCGAGGUGGUCCCUACAACUGUGUACAGGUUGAGUUAAAGAUGCAAGCAGGCGCUUGGCUGCUGCAUAGAGAUGCUUCCGCCGCCGUCCUAGUCCUCCUGCUCUCGAAACUACUGCUCCGCUCCCUUCCCAUCACCUCCAUCAUUGACCCGCACUUUGGCUGCUGCGUGCGCUCCUGGCGGCCAUCAUGUCUAGCGGACGCAAUGCAUUUUGCUUGGAUGCGUCUGCCUCCAGGGCGAUGACGGCCUACAGCAUCUGCCGCGCCUUCGACUUCACUGUGCGCUUCGAGAACCUGGUGUUGAGCGUGCUACCCAACGCUCUGUUCGUCGCCACCUUUGCUCUCUUUCGGCUGCCGCGCCUUCUGCGCAAGCCAUCCAAGCUUGCAACCGCCGCUGCGGCCCAUGGCGCUGCUCGUUCCGACCUUCUUCUAGGGCUACGGGCUUUACCCAAUGGCGCUGCUGUCAUUAUCCAGGUCGCGCUUAUAACCCUCAUCGAGUCCAGACUGGCGCACGACUCGCAGCUCAGGCUCACCCUGGAUGGCAGCUCAUUUUCAUCUGCACUCGCUCUUUCGCUCCUGGCGGCCUUCACCCAGCUCGGUGCCUCAUGGCUUGAGCGCCUUCGCGUUACGGGCGGAAACUUUCUCCUUCCCUCGUUUCUCAUCGCAACCAUCCUUUUUGACGCCGCCCGCCUCCGAACCUUUGUGCUGCUCGGCCUCGCCAAUUCGGUUCCGGCCUUUGUCGGUCUCUUUGCGACACUGCUGGCUCUCAAGUGUGUCUCGCUUGUGUUAGAGUCCAUCAAUGCCGAGGGAUCUCCUUCUCCCCCGAACCCCUCUCCAACGUCAUCUGCUCUCCCAUACUGGCGUGCUCCCGAGGCAUCAGCUACGUUUCUGAGCCGUCUCGGCUUCUUCUGGGUCUUUCCUCUCCUCGCACGAGGUCUCCAAGGGACUAUCGAGCUCGAUACGCUCGAUCCACUCCAUCCGCGUUACGCCACCAGUCGACUCAGGACCAAGCUCGCUCGAAACUUACUCGCGAGCAGCCCAAACCCGGACACUUGCGCGAAAGCUGACACCGAUUCAGAAGUUGAUGCCGCUACCCAAAGAUCCUCGUCGAACUCACCGCAACGCCACCUUCUUGUGGCCUGCCUCCGCUCCUUCUUCGUACCCGCUAUCCUCAAGCCGGCGUUACCUCGCCUCAUCCUCACUGCAGCACAGCUGGGCUUACCUUUCCUCAUCUCGGACACAAUUGGCUUCAUCAACUCAUAUCGAGGGCAUGAUGCUGCCAGUCCGCCGCCGCAAGCGGCUGCUGUUGGCUGGGCCAUCGCUGGUGCCUUCGGUCUACUCUUUUUCGUCAUCGCCGCUGCCACAGGCCAGUACUUUUUCGCCGUGUCGCAGGCCUCGACAAUGCUGCGCGGUGCACUCACAUCUUCGGUGUUGCACAAGUCGCUCAAUCUGGCCCACGCCGAGUCGACCGCACUCGGUGCCAGCGCCGCCUCCAACCUCCUCUCUACCGACGUCGAGAAGGUCAUCUUUUGCAUUGAUCCUUUCCACGAGCUCUGGUCUGGCCUGGUGAUCAUCGGCGUUGGCGCUUACAUUCUCUGGCUUCAAAUCGGCAUCUCGUUCCUGGCGCCCCUCGUCACCACGUUUGCAAUCCUCGUCCUCACGCCCCUCGUCAGCCGCGGACUCGGCGACCGCCAGAAGGCGUGGAGCUCCGUGACCGACUCGCGACUCAAGGCUACGGACUCUCUCAUCCGCGCAAUCCGCACGGUCAAGAUGAUGGCCUGGGAUAAUGUCUCGCUUCGCACCCUGCUCGAGUUUCGUCAGGCUGAGGUCAAGGCUAUGCGCCGUUACUAUUCCCAGCUCAGCGCCGUCGUUUCGGCCACCAACCUCGCGGCCGACGCCCUCCUUCUCGUCACCUUUGUUGUCUUUGCGCUCGUGGAUCGCCGCUCUCACCCGGACACAACCCGCUUCGACACGCAGACCAUCUUUACCGCUCUCUCAGCCCUCAACCUGAUCAGCACUCCGUUGCUCAUGAUCGGCCAGCGCUUCGCCAUCCUCCUCUCGGCGCUCGCCAGCCUUGACCGAAUCCAGCACUUCCUCGAGCUGCCGCCGUCCACCGUGCAGCCGGAGAGCGAUACCCCCUCCACAGCCUCGAUGUCGCUCAUAUCACUGCUCCCGGCCGCCCCGCAGAUCGACCUUGUCUCGGCCUCGAUUGCCUGGCCGACAGGCGGCGGAGCCCAGCGGGUAGUCUUCACCGAUUUGACACUCUCUUUUCCCGCCGGCCGGCUAUCGACUGUCUCUGGGCCGGUCAACUGCGGCAAGUCGAGCCUCAUGCUCGCGCUCCUCGGCGAGCUGCCGCUUGCUAAAGGCAUCUUUGGUGCCGACUGGCCACGACACCGACUUGCGACGAUCCCCUUUGUCAAUCAGGCGUGCUGGGUGCAAGAGUCUCGUUCGGUGCGCGACAACAUCCUUCUGUUCCGCGCCAUGGAUCCGAGCUGGUACCGCGUCGUGCUCGAGGCCGUUGCGCUCGAUCACGAUCUUGAGCGCUGGGACGAUGGCGAUCGCCAUCCUGCCAAGGCGCUCUCUGGCGGACAGAGACAGCGCGUGGCCAUUGCCCGGGCGCUCUACGCAUCGCGAUCGGCGCCCGUGGUGUUACUCGACGACGCCUUCAGCGCGCUCGACGCGCGCGUCGAGCGCCAUGUAUUCGAUGCACUCUUUGCGCCCGUCAAAGGCCUGUUGUGCUCCAAGACAGUCGUGCUGGUGACCAACUCAAGCCGCAUCAUCUCUCGCUCAGCUCUGCACAUUGAGCUUGAUUUUAGCGGUAACGUCAUCCGCUGCGACGCUCGCCCUGCACUGCUGCCGGACGCAGACCGAGGAAGCAGGGCGUCUGAGCUCGACGAAGCCUUGGGCAAGGCGGACUCAGAGGCAGAGGCCGAAGCCGAGGUUCAGGCUCACACUGAAGCAGUUCAGCUGGCGCAGGGAUCUGUUCGCAGGCCAAGCAGCGAAAAGCCUGCCCCAGCAGUGGCAGUCGAUAAAAGCGACCAGAAAGCGACACAGAGCUGCGCACAGGACCCCGAGCUCGAGCAGGUCGCUGAGAGCUCCAUUGGCUGGCCGACGUACAAGGUGUGGGUGGAGCGAGCUGGCUACGGCCCGAUCGCACUUGUCUUGACGCUCAACGUGGGUGUCGCCGCUUUCGGCGUCGGUGCGCAGGUGGUGCUCGAGAAGUGGGCACACACCAACGAGGUGCAUCCUGGCCAAGCUUUUGGCGCCUGGAUAGUUGGAUUCAGCGCCAUCAACAUGGCCACCGCGCUCGCCUUCGUCGGUUUCUUCUAUCUCUGGCUGCUCUGGGUCGUGCCGCGCGCGAGCCUUGCGGUGCAUGCGGACGAGGCGCGCGCACUCUUUGGUGCGCCACUCUCUUUCUUCCAGGACCACCCCGCCGGCCGGCUUCUCAAUCGCUUCUCGCAGGACCUGUUUCUGAUUGAUUGGGAUUGGCCAGUGCAGGCGUCCAACUUUUCUUCGAACCUUUUGACUCUGCUUGGCAGCCUUGCCCUAAUGACUGCCUCUGCGCCAUUCCUGGCGAUUAUAAUUGCGGCGCUCGUGUUGCUGAGCGUUGCGUUGCGGAAGCUCUACAUUCCAAGCUCACGGCAACUGCGGCGUCUUGAGAUCGCGUCUAAGAGCCCGCUCUACGGUGCCGCCUCCGAUAUCCUAGGCGGCGGCGCCAUCCUGCGUGCCUUUAGCGUGCAAGAGGCGAUGCUCGCCUACGCGGAUGCCUGUGUGGAGCGCUCGCAAAGGCCUUACUACCAUGUGUAUGCUGUGCGCCGCUGGCUGCAGACGUGGCUCAACCUGGUCACACUCGUCAUCAACGUCUCGCUCAUACUUUUGUGCGUGGGCUUGCGCCGCACGCGCAUGGUGGCGCUGGUCGGCGUCUCGCUCACACAGACUACGCAGAUCUCACAGCAGAUCAACAACUGCCUCAUAUCCUGGACGGAGGCCGAGAUCGCUGCUGUAGCCAUUGAGCGUGUCACCGAGAUCAUUCAAACGCGCCAGGAGGAUGACAAGACGCAGACGCAGCACGGUCUCGGUAGUGCUCGGAACAGCAAUGCUAGCCCCAACGACCACAGGCACGAGACGUCGACAGCUGCUGCCAUCAGCUUCCAGCGCUUCUCGGCGUGGUAUGACGAGGAGCAGCAGCGCGACCAGCAAGGGAAGGAGAGCAGCGAGAAUGCGCCCGAGACUGUGCGCGCGCCGGACCUUUAUCUCGAGCGCCUGGAUCUGCCGAGGGGUACAUAUACCGGUGUCUGCGGCCGCUCCGGCUCUGGCAAGUCAACGCUGUUACUUGCCAUUGGGCGUCUGUUAGGCCGUACUGCCGGAAGGAUGCUGCUUGACGGCUGUGACGCCGAGAGCUUGGCGCUCCGAGAGGUGCGCUCGCGGAUCAUUGUGGUUCCACAGGAUCCGUUGAUCAUCCAAGGGCGGACUUUACGCCAGAACCUUGAUGUCGAGGGGCGCUGCUCGGGCAAUAGUAAUGGCGGCGGCGACACCGACGAGCUACUACUGGAGGCGCUUGAUGAGGUCGGGCUGCGAUCGACGGUGCUGGGUCUCGCACGGGGGCUAGACACGGUAUUUGACAGCGAUUCAGCAUGGCUGUCUCCGGGUCAGCUGCAGCUCUUUGCGCUGGCGCGGGCGCUGGUGCUGGCAAGGACUAACGCGCGCGCCGAGGUGCUGUUGCUCGACGAGAUCAACUCGUCGCUCGAUGCGAGCACCAACGAGCGCGUCCAGCAGCUGAUCCGCCGCGUCUUUGCGCGGAGGCUCACUGUGGUCUCGGUCGUGCAUCGCCUCGACAGUGUUUACGAAUUUGAUCACGUGCUCGUCAUGGAGCGCGGCCAUAUUGGCGAGUUUGGCACGCCCAACGAGUUGCUGGGCAACCAGAGCGGCCUCCUCUCUCGUCUCUUGCAGGCGCGUGAACACCAAAAGGACGCUCGGGCACCUGCGACCAGCGACGGCCAAAAGCAUGCAACGAGCUAGGCUGAGUCGGCGCAACAACGGUCGCACGGCUGUGUGCACACACAAACACAAACACAUGAGAUCCUGGGCCAAUUGAGGUCAGCGAAUCAUCCAAGCAAUUGAGUAGCCACAUGACUGUACAGUAGACUAGUGCAAUUCCAGAUACAUGCAGAUGCAGACGA
Molecule: messenger RNA, 5378 nt
Organism: Tilletiaria anomala UBC 951
Lineage: Eukaryota; Fungi; Basidiomycota; Exobasidiomycetes; Georgefischeriales; Tilletiariaceae
Product: P-loop containing nucleoside triphosphate hydrolase protein
Exons: 1
Coding region: 388-5217 (1609 amino acids)
Biological process (GO): transmembrane transport
Cellular component (GO): membrane
Molecular function (GO): ATP hydrolysis activity; ABC-type transporter activity; ATP binding
Source: RefSeq, a predicted model, not a curated record